This is a messenger RNA of Malania oleifera, 966 nucleotides long. Its product is annotated as E3 ubiquitin-protein ligase At4g11680-like. The transcript has a single exon. Bases 140 to 562 code for a protein of 140 amino acids. NCBI's taxonomy places the organism in Eukaryota, Viridiplantae, Streptophyta, Magnoliopsida, Santalales, Ximeniaceae. The record is from RefSeq and is a predicted model, not a curated record.
AACAACUGAGCGCCAAAGACCCCCAGACCUCCCGCUCUCUCCUCCCUCAAAACCUCUCUUACCUCUCCGUCCCCUCCUUAAAUAAAAUUGAACUGCCUAUCCACACCAGAAAAUGCCCAUCCUCUGAUCCAUUAAACCCAUGGUCAUCAAGAACUUGGUGUCCUUCAUCUUCAACCUCAUCGGUUUAAGAGGGCGGCGGAGAAUCAAGGCGAGGGCAUGUUGUGUGGCGGUGACCGAAGCGGGCAGCCCGGGGAAUGUGUCGGGGUUGCCUGUGCGAUCGAGGUCGGAUGGGGAAGAGGGUGGUGCGGAGGAGGGGGAUGAUGACUUGUGCUGCGUGUGUUUGUGCAGGUUAAUGGAAGGAGGAGAUGAGAAGGUGCGGGUUCUUCCCUGCUUGCAUCGGUUUCAUGGGGUGUGCGUCGACAAGUGGUUUAGUGUUUGCCGGAGAACAUGUCCGGUUUGUCGGUUUUCAAUGGAAGGAGAUAGGAAGAGGUUUGAGAAAAUGGAGCAGCUGACAGAGGAGAUGGUCACCUGGUUUUCUUCUUUCCAUGUGGCUGGCUUUUGAUGAAUCAAUACGCUGUCAAUACAUAGUACUGUUCUUGGUUUCAAUGGAACCAAUGAACCAUCUCUGUUUUCUCUUCCAACCUCGUUUGGAAAACAAAGACGAUUAUGAUGGACGCUAAUGGUAUGCAUAGCAGCAGCGGAUUCAGAAAUUUUCUUCAGCAAAAUAUACAAUAAAAUGUUCAGGGUCGUUAGAUUCUCUGCCGACGGGUGUGGAUGUAUAUAUAUUAUUUUUACACGUUAAUGCAAAGGGAAUGAAGAGUUGCGCAUGGAAUAAAUUUUUGACAGGUCCUUGAGAAUAUAUUUUUGUACAACUGGGAGGAAGCUUUGUUGCGCUGCGUUUGGUGUGUUAUGAAAUUCAACUGUGGGAACUGAAUUUUAUAUGAAAUUCGAUAAAAUUUCAUAUAA